AUGGCCGGAACCAGGAAUUACGAUUUUUUGAUUAAACUCCUUUUGAUAGGCGAUUCGGGUGUGGGAAAAUCAUGCUGUCUCUUGCGUUUCAGCGAGGAUAGUUUCACGCCUUCGUUCAUCACCACGAUUGGAAUUGAUUUCAAGAUUCGUACAAUUGAGUUGGAUGGAAAGAGAGUGAAGUUGCAGAUUUGGGAUACGGCGGGUCAGGAGAGAUUUAGGACGAUUACCACGGCGUAUUAUAGGGGGGCCAUGGGCAUCUUGCUUGUUUAUGAUGUUACUGAUGAGAGAUCUUUUACCAAUAUUCGCACCUGGUUCAGCAACGUCGAACAACAUGCCACCGAAGGUGUAAACAAGAUCCUCAUAGGCAACAAGUGCGAUUGGGAAGACAAACGAGUUGUAUCUACCGAACGCGGUCAACAAUUAGCAGAUGAACUCGGCAUUCCUUUCCUCGAGGUAUCCGCCAAGAGUAACAUUAAUGUAGAAAAAGCAUUCUAUAGUUUGGCGGCAGACAUCAAGAAGAGAAUCGUGGAUACGAGUAAGAUAGAUCAGGCGGCGCAACAAGGUGUUGAUGUGGGUGGUCAAAGUAGUGGAGGUGGAAGUAAAUGUUGUUAG
Botrytis porri is the source of this 612-nucleotide messenger RNA. RefSeq lists its product as uncharacterized. Gene Ontology annotation, cellular component: endosome; plasma membrane. The record is from RefSeq and is a predicted model, not a curated record. The transcript is spliced from 3 exons. Gene Ontology annotation, biological process: protein secretion; regulation of exocytosis; protein localization to plasma membrane. Gene Ontology annotation, molecular function: GTP binding; GTPase activity. NCBI's taxonomy places the organism in Eukaryota, Fungi, Ascomycota, Leotiomycetes, Helotiales, Sclerotiniaceae. The coding region runs from base 1 to 612 and encodes 203 amino acids.